AUGAAUCAUUUCGUCCGUUUGUACGGCGAUGCCUGCGCGGCGGAGGGGCUUUCGAUGAAUCCCGCCGUUAUCGAGCGCCUGGCGCGGGCCGUUGCGGAGGUCGACGCGCAGGCGCCGGGCGCGCCCCUCCUGACGCUCCGUUUCGACGGCCUGGUGUGCGGCGAGGGGGAUUGGGCGGCCGUUUCGGCUGCGCUCCCCGGCCUGGCCCUGGGGGCUCUGAGCCUGGAGGAGUCCUAUGUGGGGGACCUUGGGCUCCGCGCCGUCUGCCGCGGGCUCGCCUCGGGGCCCGCUUUGGGGGCUUUGGGGGUCGGGCGGCAGCCCUCGCCCUGCGGGCUGCGAUCGCUCGUUCUGAAACACGCCGCCCUUCGCGACGCCUCGCCGCUGGCCGAGGCCCUCGCGGCCUGCCCGCGGCUUUCGUUUUUGGAUCUGUCCCGGAAUCGCCUCGGGGUGUGUGCGGAGGGGGUGGUGGGGCUCUGCCGCGCGCUUGGCGUGCACCCCGGGCUGGCGGCGGUGGACUUGGCGGAUAACCUGCUCCAGGGCCGCCGCGGCGGCGACGUCGUGCAGGCGCUGUCGGAGCUUUUGGUCCGCAGUGGUCGCCCCGAGAGCGCGUUGCGCGCGCUUCACCUUCAGGAUAACCAACUCGGGGAUUAUUUCUUGAUCCCAAGCACCCUGCCGGGAUCGCACCCUACGAGAUGGGGCGGCCUCGUGGACAGGGAGGGGGGGGCGGGCUUGGGGGUUUUGUGCGAGGGGCCGAAUGGAGCGAAGCUCGAAGCCGCCGGAGCGGUGCAGGACGCGAUGCUACCGUUCGUUCCGCCAAGUGCGCUCCUCGGCGCGCAUCCGUUCAUGGAGGCUUUGUUUCUGAAUAACACCCUUGAGGAGUUCCGCUUGGAGGGGAAUGGCUUUCCAGACGGGCUACUGGAGUGGAUCGAGGCAAAGAUGCGCGUAAACCGGCGAACCCGCCAACGCUAUAUGAAGGAGUUCAGCGCUCAAAAUAGAGAUGAGCUCCCCAUUGUGAUGGACACCUAG
This is a messenger RNA of Phytomonas sp. Hart1, 1026 nucleotides long. Lineage: Eukaryota; Euglenozoa; Kinetoplastea; Trypanosomatida; Trypanosomatidae. The record is from the annotation of a GenBank genome assembly.